Messenger RNA from Aegilops tauschii subsp. strangulata, 1551 nucleotides. Lineage: Eukaryota; Viridiplantae; Streptophyta; Magnoliopsida; Poales; Poaceae. The record is from RefSeq and is a predicted model, not a curated record.
CAGCCUUCCCAUUGGCUUGCCCACUAAUCAAUCAUUCAGAGACAUUGCCAGGACUACUUCGCCAUUUAUCUUUUCCUUUACCAUCUAUCUGGUUCCUGCAGAUUCAAGAUCUGGAGUUUUGCUCUGCUCCAAGCAAAGCCAUGGCCUCCGAACAGAUGGUGCAUAUGAGUCAAGGACAAGGGGAAACUAGCUAUGCUCGCAACUCCAGUUUUCAGAAGGCUGAGCAGAACAGGAUGAAGUCCCUCAUAGAAGCGGUCAUCGCGGAGUUAUGCGGCAGCAGGAGUACCUUGUUGACUGGAAAGAUAGUGAUUGCGGACUUGGGAUGCUCCUCUGGCCCAAAUGCGCUAGCACUGGUAUCAACUGCCAUCAAUGCCAUCCACAGCCAAUGCGUUCACUUACAGCAGCCACCACCGGAAGUAUGCGUGCUUCUCAACGACCUGCCUGACAAUGACUUCAACACGGUGGUGAAGAGCUUGGUCACACUCCGUCAAAGCAAGGAUCCUGUUGUCCUGACCGGUGUCAUACCGGGGUCGUUUUAUGAGCGGCUCUUUACUAGUGACUCCUUGCAUCUUGUAUGCGCGUCCAACAGCUUGCAAUGGCUCUCAAAGGCUCCUGAGGAUCUAACGAGAAACCACAUCCCAGUGUUCGACACUGAUGAACAUGUUAGGCGUGAAAGGUUCCCAUUGGUCCGUGAAGCUUAUGCACAUCAGUUCAGGAAUGACUUCACACUUUUCCUGGAGCUGAGAGCCAAAGAAUUGGUCUCAGGAGGCCGAAUGGUUAUUUCCCUAGUAGGGACGUGUUCUGAUGUAAUUGCCUCCAAAUUCUUUCUUUUCCCAGGAAUUGUAGCUCAGAUUCUAAGUGCCAUGGUCGCUGAGGGUGCGAUCGACAAAGCAAAGUUUGAUUCUUUCUAUGUGCCGGUGCAUGGACCUUCCGGCGAAGAGGUGAGGGAAAUCAUUGAAGAAGAGGGCUCCUUUUCCAUCAGGGAGAUGCGGGCGCACGACCCUACAACCGAAAUGAACACUGCUCUGAGCACCCCAAGGAAGUUCGUGAAUAAUCUGAGAGCCUUAUUCGAGCCGAUAAUAGUCCAGCAUUUUGGAGACAUUAUGGAUGAAUUUGUGAGGACUGCGGAGCUGCACUGGAGCCUGGAUCCGGAUGGGAGCUUGCAAGAGGAGCGGACCAGAACCUCUCGAGCUAUGCUGGUUGUAUCCCUCGCAAAGGCAUGAUGAUGAGGUAAAGGUGCCUGAAGAUUACAUGCACCACAUUUGAUGAGAUCGUACUAUUGUUUACAUUGAGGCAACAAUGUGUGGCCACUUAAUUGUGUGAACUACGUCCUGUAGUAGUUGUGUGCCGCGAAGGUAUUUAUGGAUGCACCAAAUGAACUACCAUCCAAGAUAUAAAUAAGCAAAAUGUUGCUUCCUCUGUAAUAUUGUGAUGUAUGGUGUGCACAAAUUCAGCUUCACAUUUAUGUCAUGUGUAUGUUUUAGCAAGAUCUGCAGCGAGAGUGAAGCAGACGGAAAAUCAAAAUAAUAAUUGGCACUACUAGCACCACUC